This is a messenger RNA of Rubroshorea leprosula, 1729 nucleotides long. The record is from the annotation of a GenBank genome assembly. NCBI's taxonomy places the organism in Eukaryota, Viridiplantae, Streptophyta, Magnoliopsida, Malvales, Dipterocarpaceae.
CCCCUCCUUUUCCCAAGGCGCCGUCGCCGCCGCAGUUCCGGCGAAACGCAAAAUUCUGGUUAACAACCUCAUCAAAUAGAGAUUGUGAGAAGGCAUUAUUGAAAGAUUUCUUUGGGAUUCUGGAGAAGAUAAAUUGAGUUUUUUUCUUGAUGGCUAAAUGUUUGAAAUUGGAGAGCAGUGAUGACAGGAUCAGUGCAUUGCCUGAUGAAGUUCUUAUUCACAUCCUCUCAUUCCUUCCAACACAAAAUGCAGUUACUACCUCUGUGCUGUCAAAGAGGUGGAGGUACCUUUACACUUUGGUUUCUAGCCUAGACCUUAUGACAGAUGUGUAUGAUGAUGAUAGAGAUUUGGAUGAAGUUGAGAAGGCAUCCCGGUUCAUGAAUUUCGUAGAUAGAGCUUUGUUCUUUCGUGACAUACCAUCAAUAGUGAGAUUCCGCCUCGCCUAUUAUCAAUAUAUUGAUCCUAUGCGUAUUGAUGGGUGGUUACGUGCUCUGAUGUGGCAUAAUAUUCAAGAGAUUGAUUUAUGCAACUAUUUUGAGGAGGAAUUUCAGGGCCUGCCCCUACCAGCUCCUUUAUUUUGUUGUGAGACACUGGUGGUUCUGAAGGUGAAUUUGCAAUGGAAUAAUCGUGAUCUCAAAGUGCCAUCUAGGAUUUGGCUCCCAAAUCUUAAGAUUCUUCACAUUCGGGAUAUUUGUUUUCCAGAUGAUGCUUCUGGUGAAAAUCUGUUUUCGAGUUGCCCUGUUCUUGAGGAAGUGGUUCUGCAUGGAUGUUUUUUUGGGGAUGGUUGUCUCAAAUUCAAAAUAUCUAGUUCAGCACUCAAGAGACUGACCAUAGAAUCCGUGACCACCACUUCCUUGCCAGACAAGAAAUUUCAGAUAAUGAUUAACACUCCUAAUCUUGUCUAUUUGAAUUACUCUAUCUCUGGAAAUCAGUCCCUUGUGUUAGUCAAUGUGCAGUCUCUUGCUGAAGUUUUAAUCACUUGUGACACAGCAUACUAUUGGGAAAAUCCUGCUGCAGCAACUGAUGUUUUCAGAGGAAUAAAGGAUACUCAGUCACUUCAUUUAUCCAACAACACUCUAGUGGGUCUCAAAUACCAUGAGGUUCCUAUUCCUUCAUUCGAGAAGAUGACUUACUUGAAAAUUUGGGAUUGGGACUUCCUCCCCGGUUCUGAUGUUCUGGAAUAUUUUCUUGCCCAUUGUGUUGUUCUAGAAACCCUUGUAUUUGAGGAACAGCUAACUAAAGGAAAUACAAGCAUACAAUACUCACUACAGAAAGCUCCACUGGCCCGUAUGUUGUGUCGCCUCAAAAAAAUUGUAAUUCGGUCACUCGAAAUGAGACAAUCUGAAGCUUAUAUGCAAAUCAUUGAGUUCUUUCUGAACAAUGCUAGCAUCUUGGAGGAGUUGAAUAUACAUAUUACUCGACAUCUAUCCGAACAACAAGAGAAGAUGAUGGUGAACGAGAUUUUGGCGCGUUACCAAGAAUCUGAAAGAAAUCUCAAGUUCUCAUUUAUGCAAGGAAUAAAACUCAUGUUUCAGUUUGAGUAAACUCUUUCCUUUUUUUUUUCUUUUUUUUUGCUUAUAUGUUGCUUAGUGCUUCGAAAAACUUAUGUGAAAGCAUUCCAGCAAAAAAAAUAACUUAUGUGAAAGCAUUCACUUUACCAGACAGAAUCCUGUAGCAUUAUGUUAUUCUUGUUCUCGGUAUUUUGGCACAAUAAAUAUGGACCUUGAUU